CACAUGCUUAGAUUAUUGUUUAUAUUUACUUUGUAAAAAUGGGAAGCUUGGAAAAUCCACUUAUUCAGUGUAACACAAUUCGUGAUUUACUAAACAGACUGAACAGAAUCUACAAUGAACUAAUCGAUCAUGAAAAUACUCUGCCAAAAUGUGAAAUUUGUUGGCUAAACCAUGCAGAAUUCAGUUCCCUGAAAGCACAAUUAAUCCUCAUUGUGCAGGACAAUGCCACCGGAAAAGAGGAAGAACACCCUGCAUUUGAGUAUGUCCAGUUAGAAAGUGGUCCUGAAAUUCAACCAUUCUCAUCGGUUAUUAUGAAAGAGGAACCUGAGUUUGUCCUUCUGAACAAUCAAUGCUGCCCUAGUGACAUAGAAUCAGAUGAUUUAAUAGAAGGCACUAUGGAAAAAUCGGACUUACUAGAGGAAACAGAUGUUCUAAGUGAUAUCAAAAGGAAAAAAGAGAAGACGACAUGCAGAUUCUGCUUCAAAAACUUCUAUAAUGAAGGGAGCCUAAAGGAGCAUAUGACCAAUCAUGCAAAAAGAGGACUAUUUAAUUGUUGUACAUGUGGAACUUCAUUUGAAUCUUUGGACGAAUUUACAACUCACCAAGAGAACCACAAAAAGAAUAAAGAUUUGGGAUUGGGUAGCUCGGCUAUGAGUGCGAUAAAAGUAAAGCCAAGAGCUCAGAGCAAAAUCCAAAAAUCUCAAUUUGAUUGUGUCUUUUGUGACAUGGAAUUCUCUAAAAAACGACAAAUAGUAAGUCACUUACGUGUGCACAUAAAACCGGAAAAUGCUAAUCUAAGAAAGGAACCCUUGAAAGAUAGAACUUGCAAUAUCUGCAACAGAAGUUUUAAUACUUCUAGGGGAUUAAAGAAGCAUCUUGCGAUUAAGGGAAAGAAAGGAGAAUGUCCUAACAAUAUUAAAAAAUCGAUGUAUUCAUGCAAAUUUUGCAAUAAAUCCUACCACAAUUCAUUUACACUGGAUAAACAUUUGGAAUAUCGCGAAGCUGCAAAUAUAAAUUGUGAUACAUGCAAUGAAAAAUUCUGUUUGCAUUCAGAUCUGCAGAACCAUCAGAAAACCGUGCACAAUAUGAACAUUUCUCUGAAAUGCCAGUUCUGUAAAGAACAAUUCUUAAACUAUCGACUUAUCUACAGACACCAUAGGAAGAACCAUCCACAGGAAUCUAUGCCUCGCAGUCCACAUCUUUGUGAAUCAUGUGGUUUAUCAAUGAUGAAUGCAUCAGAUCUUAGUCUCCAUGUAAUAAAAUAUCACAAUUCCAGUAAACUUACAUGUAAAGUUUGCAAUAAAGGAUUCGCUAAAGAGGCAGAGUUGGAAGAGCAUAGACGGAUUCAUAUACCGAUAUCUCAGCUUCAGGAUCUCUAUGAAUGCGAUUUGUGUCCUAAGAAAUUUCGAAUGAAGCUGACAUUUUUGAAGCACAAGCGUCUUCAUACCACAAAUAAAAUUACUGAGAUGUUCUGUGAAGUUUGUGGAAAACGCUUCAUUAAUAUUGAAAAACUCCAGAAACACCAAGAAAAACAUGCCGAAGAGGGUACAAGGGAUUUCAAAUGCGAUAUAUGUGGACAUCAAUUUAAAAAGUUAAAAUAUUUAAACCAACAUCGAAAAAUGUAUCACAAUAUAUACACCCAAAUGAUGCUGAAUCCAAAGCCCAGGAAAAAGUAAAAUUUCGCAACAGCAAUUCCUUUUACAGUAAGUCUUAUAUUAGAUUUAUUAUACAAAAAAAAAAGAAAUAAAUGCAGAAGAUUAUUGAAAACUA
Messenger RNA from Phlebotomus papatasi, 1770 nucleotides. Its product is annotated as zinc finger protein ZFP2-like. Gene Ontology annotation, biological process: regulation of transcription by RNA polymerase II. Lineage: Eukaryota; Metazoa; Arthropoda; Insecta; Diptera; Psychodidae. Bases 39 to 1676 code for a protein of 545 amino acids. Gene Ontology annotation, molecular function: DNA-binding transcription factor activity, RNA polymerase II-specific; RNA polymerase II transcription regulatory region sequence-specific DNA binding. The transcript has a single exon. Gene Ontology annotation, cellular component: nucleus. The record is from RefSeq and is a predicted model, not a curated record.